GUUAGCCGAAAAUCGGCUAAAACGGUCACAAUGGUUGUGUGUCCCUUGCUCCGUGGUGUGUAUGUGUUUGAAAGUACCUUCCAUGCACACACAGAGCACAGUGUAGCCUGUGAAAUUCGAGGUGACGUUUGACCCAGUGACCCCUGGCAAGUGUUCAGGUGAACCUUGAACGUUAUGAAGUUCAAUGCCGUACCAGUUUGUUCCGGAUUGGUUUUUUUUGCUGGGUUCGGUUGUAUGAGCCCGUUUACAACAGACUUCCUUCACUCAGAAACGCUGUGGCAAAUUGGGGCUCUUUUCAAACGCGAGGUUUGCACUUGAAGCUUUAAGUAUAGUGUCUCUCUCGAUCAUUGUAAACACGCAUCAUGGUGCUGAAGGAAUUGAUCGCUGCUGCAAGCAACUUCAACGUGCAGACUGUGGUGUUGUUUGUCGUUGUUCUCUUGCUCACCAUCGCCUGGAUCCGUCGUCCGAGGAACCUGCCGCCGGGUCCACCAGCAUGGCCGAUCAUCGGUAACGCCCGUGGUCUGCAGAGGGGAGCCUUGCAUCUGGUGAUGACUGACUGGGCCAGACAGUACGGGAGGAUCAUGAGCAUCUGGAUGGGCCCAAAGCUAGCAGUGGUUCUGAGUGACAUCCAAGCCGUCAAAGAAGCCCUAGUCAAGCAGGCAGACUGCUUCUCUGACCGGAUUGAACCACCCAAGUUGUUUGGAGAGGGGAUGUCGUUAAAAGGCAGUGUCAUCAUGUCCAACGGCGAAGUCUGGAAGGAGCGGCGGCGCUUUGGGCUGAGCGCCAUGCGAACCCUGGGCAUGGGCAAAAGAAGCGUGGAGCACAAAAUCACAGAAGAGGCGCGCUAUCUCCUCGAGUGUUUUGACGGCGAAGGAGAGAAGCCCUUUGACCCUGAGCACGCCAUCCUGAACGCGGUCUCCAACAUCAUCUGCCUGAUCAGCUUCGGCUACCGCUUCGAGUACUCCGACCCCAAAUUCGCCCGUCUCAUCAAACUCGUCAAGAUUAGACUUUCGACCGUGUCUUUGAACGUGCUGGGUAUCUUCCGAGCGUAUUUUAACAGGUCCAAGCACACCGGCUUACUUCAGGGGCAAAAAGAGAUCCGUAAUUUCAUCCAAGAAAUUGUACAAGAACAUGAAGAGUCAUUCGACCCAAAUGACCUCCGUGACAUCAUCGACAUGUACCUGGUGGAAAUCGAGCAACAGGAAAAGAACGGGAAAACAGGUGAAGAUACCGCAUUUUGCAGGACGACACUGUGGAGGAGUAUUCAAGACUUUUUCGUAGCUGGGACCGAUACCACCACCAACACUCUGUUGUGGCUGAUGCUGUACAUGGCUAUGUACCCGGAGGUUCAAAACAAGGUGCAGAAAGAAAUCGAUGACGUCAUCGGAAGCGACAGACAGCCAAUUGGCGAGGACAGUAACGCCAUGCCGUACACCAACGCCGUACUGAUGGAGAUGCAGCGACACCGACCCGUCACUCCUAGUGCUGUGCCACAUCAGACACGUUACCAGACUGAGUUGUGUGGUUAUACCAUUCCUGCUAAAACAGCUGUCUUCGUGAAUUUGUGGGCCAUUCUACGCGAUCCGAAAUGCUGGACAGACCCGGAGAAGUUCGACCCCGCCAGGUUCCUGUCCAAAGACGGCAAGACGGUCGAGAGACCGGAGGCUUUCAUCCCAUUCAGUUUUGGUCGGCGUAUUUGCAUGGGAGAGACCCUGGCUAAGAUGGAGAUGUUCCUCUUCUUUGUCAACCUCCUCCAGCGAUUCACCUUCUCCUUGCCUGCCGGGAAACCACGCCCCUCUCUGGAGGGAAUCACCGGGGUGACCCUUGCUCCACAGCCCUUUGAGAUUGUUGCUAAGAAGCGAUGAAUUUUUCGUUAGCAGUUGAGCACAAAAUGUGUUUGUAAACUUUAAUUUGCCAUUUAUGAUACAAUAUAUAAUUGCGUAAUGAAAAUAGCCCCUCAGCAAUAACUUCCUCCCCGCCUUCUAAUUUGGUCUAACCCGCCCCCUCAUAUCUACCACAUCCCCCAGCUGAGUGUGUAUCAGUCCAGUGUGCGUCAGGCAGUUAUAUAAUUGCGUUUGAAUAGCCCCACGUGUAUGGAAUUUGAAAUAUCCACGUGCGAUUUAGUCGGCUGGGUGCUGUGAUAGGGUUACGUUGUCUGUGGAGGGCUGUACAGUUUUGAGUGUGAACAGAGAAAGCUUGCCGUAAUAACCAAGUAAGUUGUAGUGCAGGACACAGAUAGUCUAAUCUCCAAUGGAGUUGGAGUCGGGUUAUGGUACAUUACCGUAAGCUAUGCCCAGGCUCCCUGUGACCCAUGCAGUGCGGAUCUAAAGCCCUCUUUCGGAAAAUCAGGCAGACAAAAAAAGGUAAAUGUCUGUUAACAUCCCCGCCCCCGGCAGCUGAACUCCCUCUUGAUCCAAACCUGGAUCCACUCCCGUGGUCAUCAACGAGCCACUUUCUUAUACUAUUGUAUGUCUUGCUUAUACUUUUGCAACAAAUUCCUUUGUAAGUUGCUUUAAUUGCCUUAAAUCGUGUGACCGUACGUUGGUCCUAGAUUUAGGACUAAGGAUUUAGAAGUAGACGGGUCUGCAUUUCUAAAUAAAGUAAUUCACAUUAAGCCUUUAAAAUUCGUUCUGUCUCGCUGCGGCCCCUGACCAAUCUACAACAUAAUACUAUUAUUAAUAGACUGUAUGUUUAACGAUUAUGUGUUCAGUUGCGUUACCUAGCAAUUUGUGUUUGUAAUUGUCAGUGAUAUAUUGGCCGUUGAUCCCUCAGAUUUUAUUUCCAUUUUGGUAUACUAAACACUUUUAGAUGCGAGGUCACAUGCGUGUACAAACACUGCCUUAUGGGGUACCGGGAAAAUGGGAGGUACCCCACAAGGAAUGCCCACCGACUUGCGGGGUACCGUUUUGGUACCCCACAAGUUUUUCACGAAAUAGAUAAUAUAUGGAUUUUACUCAUAAACUAGGAAUUUCCAAGGUGGGUUGAUCCGUUGCAAAUGGCAGAGUUUUAGAAAAGGGAUAUUAAGUCCGAAUUUCAGCCCAGGAAAUUAAUUCAGGUUAAAAUAAGAGUAUUUUGAAAUGAGUGUGCGACGUUGCAAAAUUUUAGUACACGAGAACAAAGGAAGUACCCCACUUCUAUGCCUUACAUAUCGUGUGUGUAUGUGUGUGUCACGAGAUUAAACUGUCCAUUAAUUAGCUACAAUAUGCCCUAGUAGGAAGCAAAUAAAAUUGCGUUUCUAUAUGGGUAACAAUUACACACGCGUUUAGUGCGACGUCCAGAGUUGUUUCAAAUUCCGGUUUUCUGGGAUUGACACGUCGAAAACAAAAGUGUGCAACUUAAAUUGCUGAUUAAUUUUAGCUUCAGGUAUGCGUAAGGUAAGAGUUAAACAUUGAACAAGUUCACGUCUCCGCGCGUUGUACGUAAACGAAAUCAGAAUUUGUGAAGAAGAAUGGAGAAAAAAUGGUUUCAGGAUUUUGGGUCUCUGUGAUAUAAUGUAGGGAAAACUGUCGUUAAGUUUUGCUUUUCCUUUUAAUUUCGAAUUUGUUUUGUUAUCUAUGUUGCAAAGGUUGUAAUUAUUAAGAUGGUAUAAUUAGUGGAAUAAAGUUCAAAAUUCGGGCAGCGAUAAAGUGCACUUUUGGUAGUUCUUGUUGGAAUGGAUAUUUCCAGAUUCGAAAUAACUAAUAAGCAAAUUCGACGACUAUUUCCUUUUCAAAUUCAAUGCAGGUAAUCAGAUUACUAAUCACGUAGCAUAAAAAAGAAAACACAUAGGUGUGGGCGGGGUAACGUCAGCCGAUGGUGAUUACAUCUGUAAGUAUGUGUUACCGUUUAACACUCCACACUCAUGGACCAUUGAGUUAAGCAAAUGGGUUUGGGAACUAGACGAGGAAGUGUAAGAAGCUCCCGGAUGUCUGCGCCCGCCCAUAUAGGGUGGUUGAAAAUAAAGGAAAUUCACUUUUAACAGCAAUAUGUAUCUUGUAUCUUGUUAAAUAAAUGAUUUCCGUAUUACAUGAUGUAAAGUAGUUUCACCCUUAUUUCCAGAAAGUAUAUAAUUAUACUCGCUCGAACGGAUUCAAAUUUGGGACAAGAGUAUAAUUAAGUUUCCACUUAAAAAAAAGAGAAGUUUUUCCCGCAAAACCUCUAACUAACGAUACGUUUUCACUCUUAAUUGUUUGGAACUACUUCACUUGGAAAAAAAGACAGAAACUACAUCGAAACAGUGUUUCUUCGAUGUCUUCGAUCAAAACCUUUAAAAAUAUGGGCUUACAUUCGUUUUACAUGCCGAUGGAUGGAAAAAUUGUCACGAAACUCACUCCAAACCAAUCAACACCUAUUUUCUUCAAAACCACACCCACGCGGCGAUUACCCACGCGCCAAAUUGGGCGUUUUAAACGAAAUAAUGUUAAUUGGAAAGGGCAAAGUAGGAUAUAAACAUCCACACAGCCAUCCGUUAAAAACUAUCCAGCUGUUCAGCUGACAGCUAACUGA
Messenger RNA from Patiria miniata (bat star), 4485 nucleotides. Its product is annotated as cytochrome P450 2U1-like. Gene Ontology annotation, molecular function: iron ion binding; heme binding; oxidoreductase activity, acting on paired donors, with incorporation or reduction of molecular oxygen, reduced flavin or flavoprotein as one donor, and incorporation of one atom of oxygen. NCBI's taxonomy places the organism in Eukaryota, Metazoa, Echinodermata, Asteroidea, Valvatida, Asterinidae. Gene Ontology annotation, biological process: xenobiotic metabolic process. Bases 363 to 1865 code for a protein of 500 amino acids. The record is from RefSeq and is a predicted model, not a curated record. The transcript is spliced from 6 exons. Gene Ontology annotation, cellular component: intracellular membrane-bounded organelle; cytoplasm.